AUGAGACCAGCGUUUAUGCCGCACAUCCUGCAGAGACCAGGUAAUCUAUCUCUACUGUUGCUGACUUCACCUCAGUGCUAGCUAAACAGCGAUUCAGUCUUCAAAUGAAAAACAAUGUGUUGGGAGGCUAAUUGGAAAUCUCUCUUUCAGGGGGUCCGAGGAUGCCUAUGAUGCGUGGUCCCCCUCCACAGGGUAUGAUGGCUCCCCCACUGCCACGCCCCCCUCCUCCCCCGCCCAUGAUGAUGGCACCCCCCAUGCAAGGACCCCCUCAGCAUCCUCAGCAUCCCAUGGACCCAAUGGGACAUAUGAGCUCAGGAGGACCCCCGGUUAGUUGCUAUAGUGCCUUUUUAUCCCUCAUAGAGGCCCCUAGGACAACUAAUAUCAAUGGUCUGCCUAAAGGCCCACACAGACUGUACGAUUUUAGACGUCUUAUACCACGAUUUGUCGGUCGCAGACAACAUUUUCAUGUUGUGGGAAAAUCAUUUUCUUGGCUCGUUCAGUGUGACAUGGUGUAGGUCUGCUGAUUGAGUACCACUACAUGCGGUUGUAGGCUCAGACAAAGUUCUGCCAGUGUCAGAAAUGUUGAGCCUUUAUCGUGUAGUGUGGCUGGUGUUACGAGCCGAUCCCGGUGACUUACCAAUAGGAACACGGCCGGCACUGAGUAUGCACACAACACUACGAUUAUUGUGAAUAGUCCGAUUUUAAUAUACAGUGAAUGCCCAUGAAUGUGGAUGCUACCAUGAUUACGGAUAAUCUUGAAUGAAUGAUGAAUAAUGAAAAGUGAGAAAGAAAAAUGCUAACCUCCCGUUAUUGUAAAGGUGAGAGGUUAGCAUGUCUUGGAGGUAUGAUAUUUGUGCGUCUAACUUUCUCACUCAUCAUUAUUCACGAUUCAUUCAGGAUGAUUCGUAAUGAUGGUAUCAUCCACAUUAAUGUAGAAGUACUUCGAAACAUUCUAUUCUUAUUUACAAUAAAUUCCAUUAAUUUCUAUUGGGCACAACAUCAUCUGAAACAACCAAAACAAAGAGCAAAUGCAUCCAACAAAUUUAAGUCACAAGCUUGAUGUAGUCAUUGCGUGCUAUGAACAUGGGAACAAAUACUUAACUUUUUACUUUAAUACACAAGUGAAUUUGUCCAAAAACUUUUGCUCCCCUAAAAUGGGGGGGACUAUGUACAAAAAGUGGUGUAAUUUCUAAACAGUUCAUGUAUGAAAAUACCCUCAAAUUAAAGCUGACAGUGUGCACUUUAACCUCCAUAGUAAAAUCCAAACUUUGAGUAUAGAGCCAAAAGAAGAAAAGAUGCUUCACUGUCCCUCUAAUAGUUUGAUUUAAACAUUUAAAUGCUUUGCAAGAAGAAUGAUUUCCCUAAUCUUGUUUGGGCUAUAUCUAAAAAUGCUAAAAAGGCUACCUGAUGGGAUUUUGAUAAAUGCACAAAAUCAGCAAUCAAAAUAAACGUUCUAUCACAGUGGCCGUGUUAUUUUUGGGAAGUGUGUUUGAUUCUGAGUUCCGACAUGUAACGUUUGUAUGUAAAACUAUUUCUAAGUUGCAUACUUUCCGUUUUUUUCUGAACUCACUUCACUCAUGCAUAAGCACAGAGGGAGGCUUGCUCUGCUAGUGCUGGCUCAUGUGCAGAUCAAAUACACAGCUGCAGCUGACAUCGCAUACAUCAACAGACAUAGCCUCGCAAGCCAAUCAUAGAAUGUGUUAACAGAACUGAAGCAAAUCGUACAAUCUGGCCAGCAAGAUAUCAAGAUUUUAAUUAGGUAAGAUCGCACAGUGUGACAUGUAAUAAUCGUAAAAGACUGAAUCCAACGUACAGUGUGGGAAGACCUUUAAGGAAAUUCAGUGUUAACUGUGUCUUCAAUUAUGAAUGUGAGCAGGCAGGCUUGGUCAAUCUUGCUCAGUUCUGUUGUGCUUCAUUAUCUCCAUUUUUCUAUAUGCUGUUACCAUUUCUCACCAUCUACAGGUGGGGUCGACCCAUGGGACACCCAUGGGACACUCCAUGGUGUCAGCACCCUCCAGGCCUGUGACCCAGGCCCCUCCCAAGCUCACCCCCUCGAUCAUCUCCGCGGCCCCCACUGUCUACACAGCUCCCCCUGGGCCCAAGAUACCAGACAUCCAUGCCCAGAGAAAGGCUCGCAUGGUAAGCACACUCACUUCUACUCUUUAGUUUUCAAUGCUUUUGCAUUCAAAUUUUUUUCAACGACUACUUAAAAUGUGCAUUUGACAUACUUGCCAAAUCUGCUGAUGUUUGCUGGAAAUUCACACUGAAUCUUAUCUAUCAUCAUGUCUCUGAUAGUUUUUUUUCCUCUCUGUUCUCCCUCUGACCUCAUCAGGAGGAGCUGGCAGCGUCUGUAGCAGAGCAGCAGGCAGCAGUGAUGGCUGCCGGACUGCUGGAGGCUAAGAAGGAGGCCAGCCUUGCCGCCUCAGAUGACAACGUUAUCGGACCCAGCAUGCCAGAGCCCGAGCCCGUCCACACUGAGGUACAGAAUUCUCUGCCUUGUUUAUCAGCCCUGGCUCAAGUUAAAGGGUUUAAACUUUUCGGCAUUCAAAAUGCUUGUACAAUUAAAUUGGUGGAUUGAAAUAGACUUGACCCAAACCCUACAAAGGGCCAGUAUUGCAGCAAUCUCUAGAAUAUGUCUGACUCUAGAAUCUUGUGUUUCUCUGCAGCCAGUGGAUAGCACAGCAGAGGAGAAGAAGAAGGGUAAGCAAGAGAAGGCGAAGAAGUGUAUCCGUACAGCCGCAGGCACCAGCUGGGAGGACCAGAGUCUACUGGAGUGGGAUUCA
Molecule: messenger RNA, 2783 nt
Organism: Coregonus sp. 'balchen'
Lineage: Eukaryota; Metazoa; Chordata; Actinopteri; Salmoniformes; Salmonidae
Source: the annotation of a GenBank genome assembly